UCAAUUAGAACAAUAUGUUCGUAAUGGUCAUUUGAAGCCUACGACUCUAUUUUGUACAGCUGAUAUUACGAACUUAUAUACAAUGUUACCACAAGACGAGUCACUUAAAAUCCUCAAAGAAUUUCUUCUUGAACAUCAUUAUGAGAAAGUACAAGGUAUCCCUAUUGGAAUUAUUCUUCAAUUAGCUGAUCUUGUUCUCAAAGAGACUGCAUUUGUUGAUGGAAAUAAAUUCUAUCGCCAAAUUAUUGGUGGUGCAAUGGGAUCACCGUUUACUUUAACAUUAGCCAACAUUUUCAUGUGGAAAUGGGAAAAAGAUGCCAUUUGUGGUGCAAUAGGACCCCAUGAAAUCUAUGGCCGAUAUAUUGAUGAUAUCUUCUUUACUUUUAAUGAACCAAAGACCAAAAUCGAGGCAAUGAUCAAGAAAGCUAAUGACUUUCAUCCAAACAUCAAAUUGGAAGCUAAUAUUGGUAGUUGUGUUUCAUUUCUUGAUCUUCUUAUCAACAAUAAGAAUGGUAUUCUAUCCACAUCUGUCCAUCAUAAACCAGCAGCCGAACCUUGCGUUGUACCAUUUAUUUCUGAUCAUCCUCGUCAUGUAUUUUCUAAUAUUAUUCAAGCGGCUCUUCUUCGAGCUGUACGUUAUUCAUCAACAUUAGACAUUUUUGAAAAGGAACGUCGUGCUAUUCGAUUAAUGUUGCUCUAUAAUGGGUAUCCAUCCACGUAUAUUGAUAUACAUUUCCGAAAAUUCUUCGGUAACGCCAUUUCACAAUCAUCUAUGAUACCAUUCAUCGACAACGAGAAUCAAUUUUUGAUUAUGAGAAACCGUUUAUUACCUCGAGCAUCCGCCAAAGAACGAGAAACACAACAUAGGAUAGCAGCUGUUCGAUUAAACGAAGAAACUAAAGAUACCAAUGAUAAAGAAAAAAGGACAAUAAUCACAACGAUCCCAAAACAAAAUAAGCAGAAUAAAUUCGCAAAUACGCUCUUUCUUCAUUAUACACACGAAAAACGAUUGCAUAGUAUGAAACGCCAGAUACAUAAGAUUUUUUCAGAAACCUUUCAAGAUACAUUAGCAAUGAACCUUCGACUUAUCGUUGGACAUCGGAAUCAUCGUAACAUUGGGCAUGAGUUAAUACAAAAGAGACCAACUGCCUCCAUCUUGAAACCACAACAACUUCCUAGUAAAGUGUUUCGUGUUACUUCAUGCCUUCCUCUCAUAUUUAAUUAA
This is a messenger RNA of Rotaria socialis, 1225 nucleotides long. The record is from the annotation of a GenBank genome assembly. NCBI's taxonomy places the organism in Eukaryota, Metazoa, Rotifera, Eurotatoria, Philodinida, Philodinidae.